GUAUUUUUGUAAUAUACGAAUAACGCUUCUUUUUAAAGUGAAAUUUACUUUAACGUUAAGUUAUGUUACUUAAAUAUUUAGGUACAAUUGUACCAUCACAAGAUUAUGAAAAUAGAGUUAUUAGCAUAGUUUGGUCACCUAAUAAUCAAAAACUUGCUGUCGCUUCUACUGAUCGUUCAAUCUAUUUGUUUGAUGAAAAUGGUAUUAUGAAAGAUAGAUUUUCUACUAAACCUGUGGAACCAAAGUUUGGUAAGAAGAGUUAUCUUGUUAAGGGUAUUGCAUUUUCUCCAGAUUCAAUAAAAAUAGCUGUAGGUCAGACCGAUUGUAUGAUUUAUGUUUAUAAAAUUGGUGAAGAAUGGGGUGAAAAAAAAGUUAUAUGCAAUAAAUUCAAACAAAAUUCAGCAGUCACUUGCUUAGCUUGGCCUACAGAAGGACCAAUUAUAGCUGGUCUUAUAGAUGGCAAGGUCCGUGCUGCAUUUAUAAAAACUCAUAAAGUACAAACCUUGUAUACGGCAGAUGCUAUGACAAUUGCAUUGGCUACUAAUAUUAGAGGAACUGGUUUUCUAUCAAGUCACGCAGAUGGUAGUAUUAUAAGAUAUUAUGUGGCGGAUGAUGGAAAUAUUGAACCUUCAGGACGUGUAUGCACUCACAAUGUACCAGCUUAUGGUUUAGCUUGGCCUCAAGCUCAUAUUAUGGCAGCAGGUUGUGAUAAGAAAAUAACGUUUUACGAAUCUCAUGGAAAACUUAUUAAAACUUUUGACUAUAGCAAAGAUAGUAGCGAAAAAGAAAUGACCGUUGCAUGCUGUAGUCCUAGUGGACAAAGUAUUACAAUAGGUUCAUGGAACAGAAUAAGAAUAUUUGAUUGGACUCCUCGUAGAGCAAUUUGGGAAGAAGCAAAGAUUAAAGAAUUACCUAAUUUCUAUACAGUAACAGCAUUGGCAUGGCGCAAAGAUGGUUCCAGAUUAAUUAUUGGUGGAUUGUGUGGUACUGUUGAACAAUUUGAAACCAUAUUAAGACGUACUCUUGUUAGAGGAAGUCACGAGGUAGCAUAUGUUGGUCCUAGUCAAGUUAUUGUUCGUCCAUUAAAUGGUACUAGUCAACCGGUUGUAAUUAGAUCACGUACUGGAAAUGAGAUAGAAGAUGUAAAGGUAUUAGGUCGAAAAGAUAAUAACAUUGUAGCACGCACAUCAACAACAUUAUUAAUUACCGAUAUCGAACAAAAUCUUAUUAGCGAGAUACCUUGGGAAGAUAAAAGCAAUAAUGAAAAAUUCUUUUUCGAAUAUCCUGGAGUUUGUUUGAUAUUUUGUGCUGGUGAAUUAAUGGUUGUUGAAUAUGGUAAAAAUGAAAUACUUGGAUCGGUAAGAACUGAAGCAAUAAAUCCACAUGUUGUUAGUAUAAGAAUUAAUGAAAGACAUGUACCUGGUAUGGCAGACAAUAAAAGAUUAGCAUAUCUCUUAGAUCCGCGAACAGUACGUAUAAUUGAUUUUGUAACGGGUAUUACUAUCAGCAUGAUAACACAUGAUGUACGAGUAGAUUGGUUAGAAUUAAGUGAAACGGGACAUAGACUUUUGUCACGAGAUAAAAGAGGAAGAUUAUGGUUAAGUGAUGAUGAAGGAGGUAAAACUUUGUUAUUAACGGGAGUUGGUUUUGUAUCUUGGGUACCUGGAAGCGACGUUGUUGUAGCACAAACAGGUCAAACAUUAGCAGUAUGGUAUAACGUGGAUGCUCCAGAAGCAGCAACUCUUAUACCUAUUCGUGGCGAUGCCAUAGAUAUCGUUAGAGAAAAUGAUCAAACUUCUGUGAUAGUCGAAGAAAUGGGUAAUGGAGUAUCUUAUCUACUCGAUGAAGGGUUGAUUGAAUUUGGUACAGCAUUACACGAUAAUGAUUUUGGAAGAGUUGUCUUGUUUUUAGAAGAAUUAGGUGAUACUCCACAAGCUGAAGCUAUGUGGGAAAAUGUAGCAAGAAAUGCAAUGGCUGCUAGAGAAUUAUCAAUCGCAUCACGAUGUUAUGCUGCUCUUGGAGAUGUAGCUUGUUCGAAAUUUCUUCAAGAAAUAGUCAAUGUUGGGGAAAAAUAUCAAAUGGAGACGGGCAAUGAUUCGUUGACAAGUCCAGAUUGUUGGGCUAUGUUGGCAAUACUAAACGGAGAAUUGAAAACUGCAGAAGUUAUUUAUUUAGAACAAAAUGAAUUAGAUAAAGCUUUAGAUAUGUAUCAGAAGUAUUGGCAUUGGGAAGAUGCAUUAAAUUUGGCACAAAGUCGUGGUUGGUCUGGUUUAAAGGAGCUUAGAGAUCGUCAUUUAGGAUGGUUACUCGAAAAUGGACAAACAGCCAAAGCAGCAGCUAUAAUGGAAACAGAUAAUCCACAACGUGCAAUAAAACUUUAUUUAGAAUCUCGUAGACCAGGACGUGCAGCUAGACUAUUAUUAGUUAAUAAUGAAUUACUGGAAGAUACAGCAAUUAUUAAUGAAGUAGUACGAGCCUUAAAGGCAACUGAUUUGAUGGAGUUAGCAGGAGAAAUUUUAGAAAAGACAUCCGACGCUAUAGAUGCUAUUAAAUGUUAUGCUGAAGCUGGUGUAUAUGCGAGAGCAUUAGAAUUGGCUCGUAAAAUCGAUCCAACUUCUGUAGUUAUUUUAGAAAAAGAAUGGGGAAAACAUUUAGUUGCAAAUGGUCAUUAUGAUGCUGCGAUAAAUCAUUUUAUCGAAGCUGGAGAAACUACUCUUGCUUUAAAUGCAGCCAUUGAUGCUCGACAAUGGAGAAAAGCAUUACAAAUAAUGCAAGUAAUAGAAGACGAUGAUCCACAAAUACAAAAGCAAUGUGAAAAGAUUGGCGAGUAUUUUGAAUCGAUAGGAGAUAAAAAUUUAGCAGAAAGUUUAUUUCUACGAGCAUUAAAUCCUAGAAGAGCCAUUGAUACUCAUAUCCAAUCUGGUAAUUGGAAUCGUGCACAUGAAGUAGCCACAGAAUAUAUGAAUAAAGAAGAAGCUAAUGAGGUUCUUGUAAAACAUGCAGAGACCUUAGAACAAACUGGUGAUUUGCGACAUGCUGAAACACUCUAUGUUGCAAUUGGAGAAUAUGAUUCUGCAAUUGCAAUGUAUAGAAAAGCUGGUCAGCGUAAUGACAUGAUAAGAUUAGUUGCAAAAUAUAGACCAGAGUUACUUCAAACUACUCAUGCCCAUUUAGCACGUGAAUUGGAUGCUGCUGGGAAACCUCGGGAAGCAGAAGAACACUUUUUAGGCGCUAAUGAUUGGCGAGGUGCUGUAGCGUCUUAUAGAUCAGCAAAUAUGUGGGAAGAUGCUUUACGUGUUGCAAAACAAGCUUCUGGUGAAAAAGCUGCUCAACAGGUGGCAUUAAUGUGGGCACGUACAUUGGUACCAGAAUUAGGUGCUAGAUUAUUAAUGCGUUUAACAUACUUUGAAGCUUGUCUUCAAAUAGCAUGUGAAGCUGGUCUAUUCGAUUGGGCUUUGGAAAUAGUAAAAUAUGGUACAUCGGAUCAAAAGAAAGAAGUUCAUUAUAGAAAAGCCAUGGCAUUAGAAGACGAAGGAAGAUUUUCAGAGGCAGAAAAAGAAUUUAUUCAAGCUGGAAGAGCUAUGGAAGCAGUACAAAUGUAUAUACAUACUCGAGAUUGGGAAGCUGCUGAAGAUGUGGCACAGUCUCAUAUUCCAAAUGCAUUAAAUCAAGUUCUUGUUGCAAGAGCUACAGAAGCAGCAGAAACACAGGAUUACAGCCUUGCAGAAUCUCUUCUUUUGAGGGCGCAUAAGCCAGAAAUAAUAGUAGAUCAUUAUAAGAAAGCUGGUAUGUGGUCAGAGGCAUUAAGAGUAUGUAGAGAAUAUUUACCAAGUCAAGAGGCUGCACUUCGUAGAGAAUUAGGGCAAAAAAGUGCAGGUAUCGACGGAUUGAACGCCUUAGAAGAAGCUCAGAAGUGGUUAGAAGUUGGAGAAAUACGUGCAGCAUUGGAUAUUCUUAUCCUAGAUCCACAAGCAUCAAGAACUUCUUUAACUCGAGCUGCUGAUAUUCUUCUUCAUCAAGCUGAUCCAGAAACAGCUAUAGAAAUUGGUGGAGAUUUAGGAGCACGAUUAUUUGAUGUUGGUGAACAUGCUCUUUCUGCUCAGGUAUUUUUACAAGCUGAUAGGAUUAGAGAUGCUAUCAACGCUUUAGCUGCUGUAAACGAAUGGGAAAGAGCACGACGCAUUGUAAGAGAACUUGCCCCAGAAUUAGAACCAUAUUUAGAAGGAAAGUACAAGGAUGCUAUUAUAAGAGACGGAGAAAUCGACAAAUUGGUAGAAGUUGAUACAGGAGCUGCUUUAGAAAUUUUAGCACAAAAAGGUCAAUGGGAUCAAGUAUUUGAAGCAGCGAGUAUGCAAAGUCCCGAACUAUUACACAAAUAUGUCGCACAACGUGCGGCCCAUUUACUAAAAUCACAUUCACCAAUCCAAGCUCUUCGACUGUACAUGCAAUACAGCGCAUUACCAAUUCCCCAAUAUUUCAACCUUUAUCUCAAAUUAUCAGAAACAAUUCUCAAUUCUGAUGAAACUUAUAACGAAUAUAAAUAUUUGUCUCAAUUACGAAGCGUUUUAUACGAAUUAUGUAAAAAUUUAGAUUUGUCUACUGCAAGUGGUUUGAAAUUUCGUAAAUAUCUCGAAGCAACCCAUUAUUCAGCAGUUAGAUGUGGAUGCCGUGAAUUUUCUGGAUUAAACGGAAUAAUAACGAAGACCUCUAUUACUCUUAUACGUUAUUCGGACAUUUUGUUACCCGAUCGUUGUUACUAUAACGCUGGUAUUGAUGCACGAUCUAGUGGACUUACGAGCGAAGCUUUCAUAUUCUUAAAUCAUUUUCUUGAUCUUGAAGAAUGCAUCGAGGAAGGAGAUAGUAAUAUUCUCGAUGUAGAUGAUCUCAGAGUAACUGAUUUUCCCUUGGAAGUACCUUUACCAGCUACUUUAAGUAUGACUAAGGAACAACGGGAAGAAGCUAAAGAAUGGGUUUUAGCUAUUUCUAUGGAUCAAAAAGUAGAACAAGGUUUGCCGAUUGAUCAACGUGGAGUUUAUAUUGGUUCUUUAACUAGUUCAAUAAGUAAUUCAAUACCUUUACAAGAAUGUACGUUAACGGGAUAUCCGAUUCGUGGCCCGGUGAUUAAAUUUGAAAAAAGUAACCGUGUAACCGAUCGUGACGAUUGGACUAAAUUGGUUAAUGUCGCUCGACAAACAUCAUCCGAUUCUCCACUGAACGACAUUAUUAUAUUUAUACAAGAUUGGUGCGGUGCUGUUCCAACUUAUUCGUUUUAAAAAAACAAUGUACAUUAUAUUUUAUAUAGAUGUUAAUAUACAUACCUGUGUUUAAAGAAAAUGUAUUUUAUUUUACUGAUUAUAUU
Molecule: messenger RNA, 5359 nt
Organism: Polistes dominula (European paper wasp)
Lineage: Eukaryota; Metazoa; Arthropoda; Insecta; Hymenoptera; Vespidae
Gene: Oseg2
Product: intraflagellar transport protein Oseg2
Biological process (GO): intraciliary transport
Cellular component (GO): axoneme; ciliary basal body; intraciliary transport particle B
Molecular function (GO): protein binding
Source: RefSeq, a predicted model, not a curated record